GUUUACCAUAUCUAAAACAACUUCCGGUAGAUUUGGAAGAUUAUUUUUGUAUUGUCAAAGUCAACAAUGUAAAUGACAAGGCAAAAUCAACUUUCUGCAUGGUUGAUACACAAGUAUAAAGUAGUAAAGAAGGAUGAGAAUUUAGAAAUAAGAACUGACCAGAUUUAGUUGGUCAGUAAAUUACACUUAAGAUGAGCAGUACUGAUUCAAACAAUGUGCCAUAUCAUAUAGUGACAGAAAAUAUAACCGAACAUACCACAGUAUUGACAGAGCAUCAUUCCACAUCAUCUAGUCAUGUCUUAGCUUAUGUUCUAGUUCCUGUAGGAUCUGUGAUCCUUGUUGCACUGUUAGCUCUCAUUGCAGUUAUAAUUUUCAGGAAAAACAGAAUGGAUAAGUUGAGACAUCAUUUAAUGCCUAUGUAUAGCUUUGACCCCAAUGAAGAUGCUGACUGGGAAUCAGAACUGUUAGAAGAUCAGGAUAACGAACAGCGUUUAGCACUUAGGAUAGAGACUCCAAGUCCAGAUGCUGCCCCAAUUUAUAAGUUUGGGACCAAAAGAAAGUAAUGAAUAAUCACUUGCUAAAAGUUAGUACAAGUUCACAACAUUUCCUGGAGAACUGAAAACAUUUUUUAAAUUUAUUUAGAAGAAAUGAUAAUUUCUUCCAUUGUAUAAUAAUCACAAGUAUUUAAUUGUUAAAUUCUGUUUUAUUUGUUACUGUUAAGUUUCUAAAGAGAGUCACUAGUUAUUUUUAAAGUGUAUCUUCAUGGUGUGUUUAUUAAUUUUACAGUAUUUUAAUGAUAUAAUAUUACACUUGUUUGAAUCUCAUUUUAUUUUGCUUUUUAUAACCAUAUUUAUUUUUUUUUCAAUGUUUUGCCAAUAUGAUAUUUAUAUAAAUGGACAAACUAUAUUUUUAGUAUUUUUACUUAAUAUGUUCUUUUCUGAAUUUGAUUAAAAUAUUUUUUGUGGUCAUUUUCAGAUAACCGAAAACCUCAUCAUUUAAAUAUCUGAAAAGUCUAUUGGGCAUUGAAAGUAUUUUUACAAAUUGUGAUUUAAAUAAUGUCUUGCACAAACUAGGUGAUAUAGUGAUAUAGUGAGGUGAAAGUGACAUUUUUUUCUAAUUAUUCCUUAUUUAUGUGAAAAAGAAUGCUAUAAUUACAUAGAUGACAAAAAUUAACAAAAAACUAAAGCAGUACCAAAUUCUUCUGUUUUGCAUAUUUUAAAUAAUUAUUUAGCCCUUGAUAGUUUAUGCACUUGGAUCAAAUAAUGAGUGGUGUUGGUUAUAAUUUUAUGUGUGCAUUUUGUCAGUGCUUUUUACCUUCAGAAUAAAGUCAAAUAUUUUCUAAAAACACAAAGCUUUAUUAUUUAUCUUAUAAUUCGGGGUCAUCAUAAAUAUGCUUGAAAUACACGCCACUGGGCAUUAAGAUACCAACAAUCGUCACAUUUUGUGUUGUCUUCUUACUUUUAUGGGAUUUUUAAGUAUAUAAAGUAUGAAUAAAAGAGUUAUGAUGAAAUUUGAGCAUAACACUUAUUACUAGAGCCUUACCUCAAUCCUUGCAACAUUUGUUUGUUAUUUUUUUCUUAAAUGACAGAAGUUUGAUGACCUGAAGCAAACAUUUGAAACAAAAUUUAAACAUAUUAUUAAAGUUAUCUGACAAACUAAUGUCUUGUUAGGAUCUAAAGGAUGUUAUUUCAUCCAUUUAUAUGUUUCAGAGUCUAGUGUGGCGUCCAUUUCGCUGAACUAAUAUACAUUAUUGUGUAGGGGCCAGCUGAAGCCCACCUUCACGUGGAGGAUUUUCACACUUCGAUGAAGACCCAUUUGUGGCCUUGGGCUGUAUGCUGCUCUUUGGUCAGGUUGUUGUCUCUUUGACACAGUCCCCGUUUCCAUUCUCAAUUCUAUUUGUGAUUUUCAAAUAAAAGCAGCUAGUAAGUAACCUAAACAUACAGUAUCCUUUGAUAGCUGAGAUAAUAUGCAGGCGUAGUAAAUUGGUUUUAUACUCGCAGAACUAUUUUGAUCUGAAUAUGAUUGUUAAUGUUUGAUGAUUAAAAACUGUAUGGCAUGUCAAUAUGUUAAGGGCUCUUCCAGAAUUAACACAUUGCGGCACUGAAGGUACCUUUUUUUUUUAGACCCCAACCACCCGUAAUAUAAAUUUUUUGUUACUAUUCUUACAAAAUUUUAAGGAAAUUGCAACCACCCACAAUUAAUUAAUUUCAGUGUCUCACAUCCCUUUCAUCACAAUUUUUGCACAAUCCUAAUUUACUGACUGAGUGUAACUUGAUUGGAUAUUAAACAAAAGGAGAUAGGGGGGGGGGGGGGGGGGCAUGCAUGUGGUUACAGGCAUUUUUCUGUAAGAAUGAUAUUUUAUUUAUAGAUGCAAAUGAUAACAAGUUUGAUUUUAUUAGUAAGAAUAGGCUACAUUUAAGUACUGCAUAAUUGAAGACAUGUAGUGUUUUAAUAAAGAAAAAGAUUACAAAUGAU
This is a messenger RNA of Mytilus californianus (California mussel), 2475 nucleotides long. RefSeq names its product small integral membrane protein 29-like. The record is from RefSeq and is a predicted model, not a curated record. NCBI's taxonomy places the organism in Eukaryota, Metazoa, Mollusca, Bivalvia, Mytilida, Mytilidae. Bases 192 to 563 code for a protein of 123 amino acids. The transcript is spliced from 5 exons.